AUGAUAUUCAACAAUAGUUUCAACAAUAGAAAAUAUCAACAAGUUGGUUCUUAUGUUGAUGAUAAAAUUACGAAAAACGAAAGCAGAUGCCAUGUCUAUUCACUUCCAUAUGAAUUUAAUACUUUUCUUCAUCUAACCAGUUGUUUUCCUGGUGGAAUGUUCGAUAAAGUUAAAUCGUUGACAAUGACCGAUCAACGUUUAUUUGAACAUGAAUUAUUUGAAAAAAUUUCUCGCGACUUUUCUUACCUUCAGGAAUUAGUCGUACUUAAUUCUAAACCACAAAAAUAUAAGCAACGUACGUCUACAUUGAUUACAUUUGUUUAUCUAGUCAAAGUCGAUCUUCAUCUGGCACAUAUUGAUUAUGUUGAACAAUUUCUCUUGGAAACAAACACUCGUUUACCUCAUUUGAAAAAUCUCGUCAUCGAAUAUAAACAAUUGGCAAUGGUAACAAAUAAUUUCACAAGUGAUGCUGCACGUUGCAAUUGUAGUUAA
Rotaria sp. Silwood2 is the source of this 492-nucleotide messenger RNA. NCBI's taxonomy places the organism in Eukaryota, Metazoa, Rotifera, Eurotatoria, Philodinida, Philodinidae. The record is from the annotation of a GenBank genome assembly.